CUAUAGGCGCCUAUCUGCCUGCACUCCGCUCUCUCUGCUGCUGUGUGUAUGAGGAGUCACCGGAGAUACUUCCUGUCUUUACUGUAACGCGUUAUUCUUUUUUGUGGUGUGAAUGUGUCCCUCAGAGAGAUGUCAUGGCCCGUAGAGACAGGGAUGCUGGCGGCGCGCUACAGGUAGCAGAGAGCGAGCAGCGGUCAUGGCGGGGGAGAGCACCAGGGCGCUCAUGUCCGGCUUUGUGUUUGGCGCCCUCGCCUUCCAGCAUGUCAACUCCAGCUCAGACUCGGAAGGAUUUCUCCUCGGAGUUGUAAAGGGAGAAGCAAAGGACAGCAUCACUGAUUCUCAGAUGAGUGAUGUACAAGUGGUUUACACUAUUGAUAUUCAAAGAAAUAUUCCUUUUUAUCAUCUGUACAGGUUUUACAGUGGAGUGGGUGAAUUGAACAAGCUUGCAUUACAGAAGCUACUUGCUGAACAAGAAAAGGAUGUGAUUGGAUGGUAUAAAUUUCGCCACAAUACCGAGCAGACCAUGAGUUUCAGGGAGAGGGUUUUGCACCAUAACCUUCAGACUUACCUGUCCAAUCCUGAGCUUGUUUUCUUAUUGGUCACAUCACAGUCUACCACAGAAACAAAUUCUACUCAUCUCAUGGAGUACGCUUUGCAUAAACCCCAAGAUGGUCUAUUUCAGAAAGUGCCUCUAAUUAUUACCAACUUGGGGUUGUCAGAACAACAGGGGUACAACACUUUAUUUGGAUCCUGUGUGUCUGCCGGAUUUAACCAUGCAGUUAAAAAUCACAGAUCUGAGUUUUUCAAUGAAGAUGGAACUUUAAAAGAAGUGAAUAAAAUCACUGCUAUGUGUACAAGUCUACAAGAGGAACUGAAGGAAACUUGCAGUCGUGUGGCAGAAAGUGAAAUUUAUGUAGAAAAACUUUUACAGCAAGUUAAGCAGCUGAGAAAAGAAGUAGCUGAGAAGCGAGAGCUUCCUAAAGAUGAGAACAACAAAUCUGCGACUCCUGAAGAAAAUGUAUUUCUGUGUCAAGCUUUGCGCAAGUUCUUCCCUCAUUCUGCAGUUUUACAGUCAUCUUCUCUUACUGUUAGUGGGGAGACAAUACCGCACAUCUGUGAAGUCUACCAUAAUCUUAAUGACCUAAAGAAUCUCACGUUCUUAAUUCAACCAAGCGACCUCCCAGAAACAUCUAUGCAGAAAGCAGUCAAGCGAAAAAGACCACCUCUAAAAAGGAAGACUAGUUUGUUGAGAAUGAAGACAAGAGCAGCAAUCCAACAGAGCAACAGCACUGAUGACAGAAUAUUGUUCAAUAGUGGCACAGAAACAGAUGACUCUGAGCACAUAAGAAUGGACUCUAAAGGAUCUCAGUCACCAACAUUUUAAGAACAUAUUAACAAGGUGUGUGUGAACUCCGUGUGAAUCUAAGUUCUUGCAUUGAGUUCUGUUUAAAUGUAUACAAAUUGGGGUUUUGGCUUUCUUUUUUAUCUAUUUCAGCUGUGUUUUUUUCUGCAGUAAGGGCAACCAUUUUGUUCUCUUUUCAUAACCCAAAUAUACUGAAGUGAUUGGUAUU
Hyla sarda is the source of this 1571-nucleotide messenger RNA. It is a transcript of the gene ABRAXAS1, whose product is annotated as abraxas 1, BRCA1 A complex subunit. Gene Ontology annotation, biological process: mitotic spindle assembly; protein K63-linked deubiquitination; attachment of spindle microtubules to kinetochore. The transcript has 9 exons. Gene Ontology annotation, molecular function: microtubule binding; polyubiquitin modification-dependent protein binding. The coding region runs from base 197 to 1384 and encodes 395 amino acids. The record is from RefSeq and is a predicted model, not a curated record. Lineage: Eukaryota; Metazoa; Chordata; Amphibia; Anura; Hylidae. Gene Ontology annotation, cellular component: nucleus.